Messenger RNA from Pyrenophora tritici-repentis Pt-1C-BFP, 1137 nucleotides. RefSeq names its product Ribonuc-P-40 domain containing protein. Gene Ontology annotation, biological process: endonucleolytic cleavage in ITS1 to separate SSU-rRNA from 5.8S rRNA and LSU-rRNA from tricistronic rRNA transcript (SSU-rRNA, 5.8S rRNA, LSU-rRNA); tRNA 5'-leader removal; tRNA 3'-end processing. Gene Ontology annotation, molecular function: ribonuclease MRP activity; ribonuclease P activity. Gene Ontology annotation, cellular component: ribonuclease MRP complex; multimeric ribonuclease P complex. The record is from RefSeq and is a predicted model, not a curated record. NCBI's taxonomy places the organism in Eukaryota, Fungi, Ascomycota, Dothideomycetes, Pleosporales, Pleosporaceae.
AUGCUCGAUAUUCAUCGCACCGAUUCCGGACCCAAUACGAAAAUAUACUUUUCCCACAGCGUUUUGCCGUCUUACAUCGACCCGCAAAAUGUUUCCACAAAGAGGAAGCCCUUCUCGACGUUCAACAAGCAGAAGUACAGCCACAGCCUAAAUCUGGUACUGCCGGAAGAGACAUAUGAGCUUAUUAAAGGCCAGCUCGAACGGAAUGAUGGCCCAGCGAGAGCGCAAUAUGCGCGAGUGCAUAUGAAGCUCGGAGAAAUCAUUGAAAGCGACUUCAUGAACAGCUAUAUCAAACAGGGAAAUGUCAUGAUGCUCAGCGAAGGCCGGCCGCUUUUGAACGACCGAUUCGAGCUCUACGAAGGCGUACUCCGCAUGGAACUUACCCGCCCAACAUACGAACGGUGCGGCCUCCAGGGCAUUCCCAUCGAAGACGGCGGCAGGAAACACCAGAAGCAGCGGUGGAUAGUCGAAUAUAACUUGCGUGCAAACUCUAUGAAGCAUGGAAAGGGCGGAUUGUCUAGGCUCGAGUGGGCAUGCAAAAAUGUGCUGGAUAAAUCGCUUACUUGGUUAUUCUACAACUUCAAUCCUUCAUCUACCGAGUCUCUUGCGGAAGGGAAAGAACCAAUAUCGAGACACCAGCCUUGGAUACAUGAAAUUAGGCCAAACGCGACAAUAAUGGAGGACAUCCUAGUACCACAAGUCUCUGUCAACGAUCUCACCAGUCUCUAUGCGGAAGAGGACGCGCUGGGCCUACUCGAGUACUUCCACAUGGUACAGUUGAAGUCGCCUCGGAUCGAAAAAGGAGACGACAUCAAUCCACACCUGUCGCGCUACGAAGUGCUCGAUUUUGGCAAAGGCGUCAGCUCAAGGAACAUGGUCGUGGUACGUUGGACAGGUCUGAUUUCACCAGCUUUUGUCCGCGAUUUGUUUCUCAUGGUCAAAAAAGAUGGGUUCAAAGGUAAGAGGAAGGCCAGCAGCACAAAAGAUGAGGACGUAUCGAUGGAAGGGAGCAGUCUAGUAGAGGAAAAGGACGGGGAGUGGUUUGCUAUGGGCGCACAAGCUUUCGGUGGCAAGCACGCAUGGACUGUGAUGCAGUUUGCGGGUCGCGAGACUCUGGUCUGGGAAGCAGAAGAUUAA